Molecule: messenger RNA, 3095 nt
Organism: Exophiala mesophila
Lineage: Eukaryota; Fungi; Ascomycota; Eurotiomycetes; Chaetothyriales; Herpotrichiellaceae
Exons: 3
Coding region: 650-2878 (742 amino acids)
Biological process (GO): regulation of DNA-templated transcription; DNA-templated transcription
Molecular function (GO): zinc ion binding; DNA binding; DNA-binding transcription factor activity, RNA polymerase II-specific
Source: RefSeq, a predicted model, not a curated record
CAACAAAGUUCCACGACUCUCUCGGAUACUGAUGUUGUACGUUUCAAGUGACGCUAGGAGCUGAGAUCUUCUAGAAUAUCGAUACAGCUUCCAAAAUCGGCACUAAAGCUCGCUCCUUGUGGAGAUCACGUCACCGGUCAAUUGGAUACCAGCAGGUUCCCCUCAACCUGGUCGAACCUGUUGCAUUGGGUCCACACGUAUCAAACGAUUGAACAUGCCAUGCUCAGCUAAAGAAUCCCACCGCUGACUCAGGCAUGAGCCAUACAAUCUCCCCCAUCAACGACCAUUUGGUGGCUCGAGUUUCCUCCGCUGGUGCCAGCACUGGUCAUGAGUAUCCACCGCGCAAGAUAAAGCGAAGGAAGAUCGCCGAGGAGGAUCGAAAGAGAGCUGUCAGAGCCUGUGAUGGCUGUCGCCGAGUCAAGGAGAAAUGCGAGGGUGGCACCCCGUGUCGAAGAUGUUCCCAUUUUCGACGACCUUGUGAGUUCAAGGGCUUGAGAACAUCUCCACCACACCGUCGCUCAAUUAAUGGAUCCUCUCACGAGUAUGGGUUUCCCCUCUUGUUCUUGUCUUGCUGUGCAUAUCUCAACUCGUGACUAGGCCCGAAGCACCCCUUGACCAGGAAGGUGACCUUCUUGGUAGAGCGGGCUACAUGGAACAGAUCUUACGAAGCAAGUUUCCCGAAUUAGAUCUUGACAUCGACUCUCUCCAACGAGCUGCCGAGUCUUUGGGCAAUAACUCCAGUACUAAGACCGCCGAUUCCGAGCCGGAUGGUGAUGGUCAACCAGUCCUGGCCGACGACGACCUAGAGAUAAGGCCUGUCGAAGGCGGCAACAUAAUUCAUUACUCUGGCGAAUUUUCGUACUGGAAUUUCUCCCAAAGGAUCAAACGACACGUCGAAGAGUGGAUGGGGUCUACAAAUCCAGAUGCUCCGAAUCCUGAGCGCGUGUCGGAAUUCUGGCGCCCUGAAACUCAGUUGUCCAACUCGCACAGCCUGUCAUCCUCACUAGCAUGUUGUCCGCCUCGUGACAUCGCUGACUUUCUCACACACGUCUUCUUCCGUCAUGCGGAGUCGAAUUAUUACUUCGUGGAUCGAGCAUGGUUAUCAGCUGUGCUAGAUACUCUGUACAACAAUCCUUCAAAGCUGACCGUCAAGGACGCCCCUAAAGUCAGUGCGGCUCUUGCGAUAUUUGCUGUAGGCACUCAAUACGCAUAUCUUGAUUCGAUCAAUACUUCUGGAGCAUCUCAUACGGCGACAAACUUUUCAGAGGAUGAAAUUGGUACCCUUUUCUUUGAACAAGCAGCCAAGCUGCUGCCGGAGAUAAUACAGGUUGCCUCGCUCGAAAGCGUUCAAGCAUGCCUUCUCAUGGGACUUUAUUGUCUCCCUCUCGAUGCAUCGGGGCUUGCAUACACCUAUCUGAACCUGGCAAUGAAGCUUGGCAUGGUCAAUGGCCUCCACCGAAAGUACACUGGGAAUGCCUUCAGCGCUGCCACGGUGGAGACAAGAAACCGCGUGUGGUGGACAAUCUAUGUCUUGUUAAAGAAAGUGGAUAUCUUUCACGGGCGACCCACGUCUGUCCUGAGAUCAGAUGUCGAUGCAGACGUGCCGAAAGACCCAACGACUUCGCAAUCAUCAGCUCCACCUUCCAACAUACCUUACAUGUUGGCCUCAAUUGCAUUAAUGCACAAGCUUGAGGACUUCUUGAACGAAAUGCAGCUCCUGAAGAGAUGUCAACGGUCAGAAUUCCAGACCAUCCUCGCACGGCUUCUUUCAAUGAAGGAAUCAAUGUCGCGGUGGUUCGACAGUCUACCUGGAGGAAUCAAUCAUGAACCGGAUUCAGCUUCGUCGGUUCAUUUCCGGCCUGCUAUGCAUCUGCGUUUGGAACAUUGUCUCGUGCGAAUGUUCGUCGGUCGCCCGUUUCUGUUCAGUCGACACGGUCCUGGAACAACUCCGAUGUCGGCCGUAGAGAGAGCCCCGUCGGCUCCUCUGACUGCAGGAGGAGAAACUGAAAAGAGACCUUCUCGCCGAGGGAUUCUGAUCGAUGACUGUGUACAAGCCGCCAAAGAGGCUAUUGCGACAUGUCGAAGACUUCGAGACAGCGGUGUGGGAUUGGCGCGAGCGUCUUACAUCGAAUACAGCUCCUGUCGUGCCUCGCUGCUUGCUCUGAUUGCAUAUUGCAUCUACAACCAAACGGAUCGAUUCAAAGACUCGCUUCAAGUUGGGCUCUCGAUGAUCAGGGAGAUGUCCGUAUCAGGGGACUCAGCACGAGCUGAAGUAUCACUUAUCGAAUCACUGGAAAGGGCACUAGCCCGUCUGCAAUUCUUCGGAAGCUCGUCAUCCAAGGUCGACACGAGAGAACCAACCACACGCUCUACGGUGUCAGGUUACGAUCGGUUCAAGAACUGGCAAGCGUUGCUAAAGGGUGACAUGGAACCCCCAAUCCAGAACACAACAGCAGCCACAACAAAUACUCCAACAACGAGGAUCUCGACUUUGGACACUGGAGGAAUCCCCAUUCCAUCCCAACGAUACCACGGCUGGUCGAUUGAUAGCAGCAGUGACAGCGGAGCCGCGGGAUUCCCCAACAUGAAUGCACCUACCGAACUCGAUAGCGGGGCAGGCGGAAACCAAAACCCCAAUCCCAACUACUUCCAGACGGCGGCAGACUCGGCAUUCUUUGGUUUAGACAAUAUGCUGAUGCCCUCAGACGGCAGCACACACGCCGAACAGCAGGUGUUGCAGGACUUUUUGGCCAUCCCAGACUUCGAGUUCAGCCAGGGGAUGUUCGAUAAUACCGCAUCUCGUUUCGAGCCCGGUGACUUUGAUCACGGUCAAGGUGCUUAUGGCGCUGGUCAAAAUCAUGUCCCGGGACAUUGGUAGGAGUUGCCAGACUUGCGAAUGAGGAGAGACCGGGAUGAAUGAGAAUGAUUAUGACAUUUCUUACUCUUUGCCAAGGGUGCAACUAUGCACGUUAUGAUUUUCUCAUGAUUGUCUUUCUAAAGAAUUAAUGAAUGAUAGAAGUCGAUACUUUGUUCCAUAUAUAUACUUUCACGUAUAAUCCUAACCCAUUGAUGGAAAUGAACAAGAUUAGUACUGC